Messenger RNA from Larimichthys crocea (large yellow croaker), 1640 nucleotides. It is a transcript of the gene pex10, whose product is annotated as peroxisomal biogenesis factor 10. Gene Ontology annotation, molecular function: zinc ion binding. The record is from RefSeq and is a predicted model, not a curated record. Gene Ontology annotation, cellular component: peroxisomal membrane. Gene Ontology annotation, biological process: protein import into peroxisome matrix. Bases 300 to 1277 code for a protein of 325 amino acids. Lineage: Eukaryota; Metazoa; Chordata; Actinopteri; Sciaenidae. The transcript is spliced from 6 exons.
CAUUAAACGGACGAAGAAGUUUGCAAAAGGGUAUUAUUGACAGACUGUGUGUAGUAUGUCGAAGUAUUUGAUGUUAGUGCAUAUUCAUACUAAACAUAAUACGACAGAGCAUCACAGGACAGAAACAGGACAGUAGUUAUGUUAGCGCCGUGCUCUUCCUCCUGCUCUGUGUGUGUCGCAGUUCAGUAGUCUGAGCUUUAGCAUGCUCGGGUUUGACUGGACGGGAAGCUGCUGUAUGGACUCUGUCUCUGUCUCUGUCUGUCUCUGUGUCUCUGUCUCUGUCUCUGUGUUUGCUCACAAUGCCCCUCGCUCCUGCUAACCAGUCGCAGCUGGUUCGGUCCAGUCAGAAGGACGAAUAUUACCGAACCUCUCUGAGGAACAACGCCAACGAAGCUUUUCAGACACUUGCAGGAUCUAAAAGAUGGCUGGACUGGAGGAGAGAGAUAGAGCUGCUGUCAGACCUUGCAUACUACGGAUUAACGACAUUCUCGGGUUACCAAACUCUGGGUGAGGAAUAUGUCAACAUCGUCCAGGUGGAUCCCACUAAACGUCAAAUCCCCUCAUGGGCCAGACGGGGCCUCUUUGUCUUCUGCCAUGCCUACUUCCCUUACCUCCUGGGCAAGGUCCUUGUGUGCCUGGAGAACGAGCUGGAAGGUGGGCAGGAGAGCCGCAGUGGUGUCGGUCGGCGGCAGGCUGCAUCUGGGCUGUGGAGCCUGGAGUCCUGGCUCAGGAGGUGGAUGCUGAGGGCGGUGGGGCUGCUGUCGGAGUCUCAGAGAAAGGCGUGUCUACCGGCUGUGUUCGUCCUCCAGCAGAGUCUGACCCUCCUGCACCGACUCCACGUGGCUCUGUUCUACAUCAGCGGCUCUUUCUAUCACCUGUCCAAGAGGGCAGCUGGAAUCAGCUAUCUGCGUGUGACAGGGCCGAACAGCGAUGACGGGACCAUCAGAAGCACUUACAGACUGCUGGGAGCCGUGUCCCUCCUCCAGCUGCUCAUCACUGUUUGUCUGCAGCUCAACAACUUCAGACAGAGACAGAGAGCCAGGCAGGAGUGGAAGCUCUACAGGAACCUCAGUCCCCAGCGUACACAGAGCUUAAGAUCCAGAAUUUCCCGCUGUAUCCUCUGCCUGGAGGAGAGGAGACACUCCACGUCCACUCCCUGUGGACACCUCUUCUGCUGGGAGUGCAUCACAGAGUGGUGCAACACCAAGGCAGAGUGCCCGCUGUGUCGGGAGAAGUUCCAGCCUCAUAGACUAGUGUACCUGAGGAACUACAGCUAGAACUACACACACACACACGCACACACACACACACACACACACACACACACACACACACACACACACACACUGCUGCUGCUGCUGGCUGGACUGUAAUGCUUUUUAAUACCAGUGCAGGAAGGCUGCCCCUCAGGAACAUGUGAAGACAAAAACUGUUUUCCAGCUGUCGCAGUACGUUGUGCCAGCAUGCUGCAGCUUCUUCUUAAGGCACAAACAUGACCUCUUUUCUUUUUUCGUUUGUUUGAAUGAAGUUGUAAUUAAUUGCCUCUGUGGGUGAUUGAAAUCAAAAUAUUGGAUUGUAUCAGUUGAUAUGUAUGAUGUAAAUAUUACUUUUAAUUUAAAUAAACUAACUAUUCAUUUGUC